Molecule: messenger RNA, 9569 nt
Organism: Diorhabda carinulata
Lineage: Eukaryota; Metazoa; Arthropoda; Insecta; Coleoptera; Chrysomelidae
Gene: Utx
Product: lysine-specific demethylase 6A
Exons: 15
Coding region: 248-3982 (1244 amino acids)
Biological process (GO): regulation of gene expression
Cellular component (GO): MLL3/4 complex
Molecular function (GO): protein binding; RNA polymerase II cis-regulatory region sequence-specific DNA binding; chromatin DNA binding
Source: RefSeq, a predicted model, not a curated record
UCUAUGUUUAUAUAAUUUGCUAAAAUUCGAGCAAAUUUAUUAUAUUUAUAAUUUAAAAAAAUAUAUAAUUAUAUCAGAGUAUUUAUUUUAUAGUGCUAUAUGUCUUUUUGAAUUCAUUUAUUUAGUAAAUUAGGUUAAACUGAUAAUUUAAUAAUCGUUUUAAGAACAUUAUAUAUUACAUAUAUAUAUGUAUAUAAAUAUAUAUAGUUAUUAGUAAAAUAUUGUGUACAUACUGUGAAUAAAAAAAAUGAGUAAAACGACCAGUGGCACUGAGGAUCCUGAUGAUAUUACCAUGACUGCACAAGACCUACAUAUUUUAUCUGAAUUGGAUAGCCGUCAGUAUGGAUUUUUGUUGUUGAAUCAGCCAGAAAAUGCAUCCAAAAAGGCAUUAGUCCAAAAGGCUGUCAAGUAUUUACAAUUAAUGGUUGUGCAAGCUAGAAGGCAACAAAAAGCAAAUGAAAAUGAUUCUAGUAAUAAUACUAAAAAUAUAAGUAUUGAUCCUAAGACAUGGGUUAAAUUAGGACACUUUCAUUUGUUACUUGAGGAUUAUAGAAAAGCUCUUUCAGCUUAUCAAAUGUUUUACAAAACUCAAGCAGAAAACCAUUGGCAGGACACCACUUUCUUAUAUGGAAUUGGAUUGGUGUACUUCCACUUCAAUGCCUUCCAGUGGGCUGUGAAAGCAUUCCAGCAGCUACUUUAUGUUUCACCUGGAUUUCAACGAGCUAAUGAAGUCAAUGUUAGACUGGGUUUGAUGUUCAAAGUUACUCAAGAAUAUGACUCAGCACACAAACAUUUACAGUUAGCCUUAGUGGAUAACAGUCCGUCUACAGCAACAAAGAAUACAAUAAAAUUUCACAUUGCUCAUUUGUUCGAAGUUCAAGGAAAGGUGAAAAUAGCGAAAGACAGAUACGACGGUUUACUUAAAGAGAAGAAUUUAUCACAGUCUUUAAGAGCCGACAUAUUUCGUCAGUUGGGUUGGUUAUAUCACUGCCAGGAAUCAUUAGGAGAUAAAAGCCACCGAAUACCUCUAGCAAUACACUACUUACAAAGAGCCAAUGAAGCUGAUCAGUUUUCUGGUCAGACUCUUUACUUACUCGGGCGAUGUUAUGCCAGUAUUGGUAAAGUUCACGAUGCCUUCAUUGCUUACAGAAACUCUGUAGAAAAAUCCGAAGGAAAUGCGGACACCUGGUGUAGCAUAGGUGUCUUAUAUCAACAGCAAAAUCAGCCCAUGGAUGCGUUACAGGCUUACAUAUGUGCUGUACAACUAGAUAAGUGCCAUUCUGCAGCUUGGGCUAAUUUAGGAAUUUUAUAUGAAAAUUCUCUGCAAGCUAGGGAUGCUUAUGCUUGCUAUUUGAAUUCUAGUAGAGGAUUGUCAAAUAAACAAACAAACGAAGGGUCGGUUAGUACGGCUAAACUGCCUAAAAUUAACUUUCCAAAUCUGGGGAUGAACCCACAUUUGACACAACGUAUCAAUUUCCUCCAGACCCACCUUUCAAAUGCCCCAAUGCCAAGCGUCACAUCACAAAGGAGGCAAUUGCUUUCGAUUGAAGAGGCUUGGAAUCUUCCGAUAUCGGCGGAAAUGUCUUCUAGACAGCAAAAUUCGUCUCAACCUACUCGCAACACCACAUCUCAAAGUUUUCAGAAAAAUUAUCCAGCUACAACACCUCAAGGACCCCCUCCACCAUAUCCUUCCCCAAAUGGCUCAAACAAUAAAAGGUUUAAAACAGAACCAGAUCAAAAACCAGCGAUGACUCAACCUGCAUAUAGUUUGACUCCCCAACAAAUGCAAUUGUUAAAUCACUUCCAACAAAAUGUAAACAAUCUGAAUCCCAGCCAACAGGCUUUAAUGCAACAGCUACAACACCAAUAUAGAUUAAUGCAGCAAAACCAGGAUCAUAGUCACCGCAACCUUGUUAGAACCACACCUCCUAGUUAUAAUAAUAACCAGAAUUUCGAUCAAGAGGGGUCACCAACGAACACUGCCAAGAAUGAUAAAAUAGUUCAACCUAGUCCUAUAGUCGAACCAAGAGACUAUUUGUCAUCUACUGAACCUCAUUCUACUGAUAUUGAUCAAAAUUUAGAAGACGAUCUAAAGGAUUUGCUUGCGCAAAAGGAUCUGGCCACAACUUUGGCUGAGAAUCUACUAAAGCAGUUUGGAUCAGACGAUAUAGAUGUUAAAGAUUCAUCUAGUGGAUCUAAUAUUAGUGGUAAUGUUUCAAACAUGUUAUCAUCAGGACCCUUCUCACCUUCAAAUAUUGUACCGAAACAGGAAACACUUCACGAAGUGAAAAGAAAAAUUAAAUCACCUAUUCGUGACAGUACAUCAAAUGUAAAGUCAGAACCACCUUGGGAGUUUGAUUCACUUCAUUCCUUAGAGAAAAAGUCUGACAUUGAUUAUCACAUUGAUAUGGACGCCCAAACGAUAGUAAAGCUAUGCAAGGGCGAAGUAAUUAAUGGUAAUAUUAAUCACUCAAUAAUCUCAGAUACAGCUCCGCCACCUUCUCCGCCGGAUCCACCUUCUAUCAAACUAAACCAUCAACAGCUACUACCGCCUACUCCAUCAGUAUAUCUUGAAAAUAAAAAGCAUGCUUUCAGUCCUCAAUUACAAGAGUUUUGUCUGAAACAUCCGAUAGCUGUGAUAAGAGGCUUGGCGUCUGCUUUAAAGUUGGAUUUAGGUUUAUUUUCUACAAAAACUUUAGUUGAAGCCAAUCCUGAUCACAGUGUGGAAGUAAGAACACAAAUACAGCAACCGUCUGAUGAAAAUUGGGAUCCACAAACCGGACGAAAAGUUUGGGCAUGUAUAUCUCAUAGAUCACAUACAACUAUUGCAAGAUACGCACAGUACCAGGCUUCUAGCUUCAAAGAAAGUUUAAGGGAAGAGCGUGAAAAAGCAGCGAGUGGUUUGUCCGACUCCGAUUCGAAGGAUUCAACCCCUUGUGGAACAAAAAGAAGAAAAGUGCUUCCUAAUACACCUCCGUGUCCAGCUUUGAAGAACUGCAAAGAACAGAAAACGCUGAAGUUUGGUACAAAUGUAGAUUUAUCAGAUGAGCGAAAAUGGAGACCACAGUUACAAGAACUUAUGAAACUACCAGCUUUUGCGAGAGUUGUGUCAGCUGCAAACAUGCUCUCACACGUUGGACAUGUUAUUCUAGGGAUGAAUACAGUGCAACUAUACAUGAAGGUACCUGGUAGUCGAACUCCUGGCCAUCAAGAAAAUAAUAACUUCUGUUCAAUAAACAUUAAUAUAGGACCAGGUGAUUGUGAAUGGUUUGCAGUUCCUGAUGCGUAUUGGGGCUCGGUAUUUGCUCUUUGUGAGAAAAACCAAAUAAAUUACCUACAUGGUUCAUGGUGGCCUAUACUAGAAGAUUUAUACCAUGCAAAUAUACCAGUGUAUCGAUUUCUUCAGCGACCAGGAGAUUUGGUUUGGGUAAAUGCUGGUUGUGUUCAUUGGGUGCAAGCUGUAGGCUGGUGUAAUAAUAUAGCCUGGAAUGUGGGACCAUUGACUGCAAGACAGUACCAACUUGCAAUAGAGAGGUACGAAUGGAACAAACUACAGAGUUUCAAAUCCAUUGUGCCUAUGUUGCAUCUUUCUUGGAACCUAGCCAGAAAUAUAAAGGUUUCUGACAGAAAGCUGUUCGAACUUAUAAAAAAUUGUAUUCUAAGGACGCUCGUCAAGUGUUGUAGGAUAUUAGAAUUUGUAAAACAUAAAGGCGUGGAAAUCAAAUUUCAUGGGAGAGGAAAAAAUGAAGCAUCUCAUUAUUGUGGUCAAUGUGAGGUGGAGGUAUUUAAUGUUCUUUUCAUACGAGAGCAGGAGAAAAGGCAUGUAGUCCACUGUAUGGAUUGUGCGCGCAAGCAAUCUCCAAAUUUAGAAGGAUUCGUUUGCCUGGAAGAAUAUAAGUUACAAGAACUGUGUGAUGUUUAUAAUAGUUUCGUUAUACAUUCAAAUACGAAUACUGCUCACGAUCAGUAUAGAAUAACUUAGUAAAUUUUUUAGAUGACCGCUGAGGUCAGCUAUCACUGCCACAUGUAACUGAUGUACAACUCUAAUAUUAAUAUUUGCUUGUUAUAUAGCGUAUGACUUGUAAAGAAACCAAGCGUGAUAAUUUAUAAUAAACUAUUUUGCAUAUUUUUAAUGUACAUAAGUUUGUCAUGUAAGAUUGAUAGUCUAUGGAUUAGCACAGAUGUUGACAAUGUAGUUGGAAUAAGAUGCUAUAAUAGUCCGUGUUGGAAAUGUUAGGAAAAAGUGGAAGUGUUUUAUUGAGAUACAAAGUGGGUCAAACAAAUACCUUAUAAACUUAAACAAAUUUUAUCGCUUUAUAAUCUUGAUAAAAAUAUCUUCGAAGCGAAAUCCAGUUUAAAAGCAUUUAACCGAUCUAGAAAACCCAUAUAAUGGUAUUAUUUUAAUUAGAUAAAAUUAAUUUUAAAUUUUGUGUUUUUUUUUCACAUCACGAUUGAUCCAUAUGAUUUCCAAUUUUGAGAAUGUGUUGAUUACUUUAAAAUUAACUAUUAAAGUUACAGUUCCAUAUAAGGUCUUUAUGAAUUAUUUUUGCUACUUGCUAGAUAUAUGGUUAUUUUAGGCAUAAUCAGAUUUUAUAUCCAUAUUACGAAUAUUUUUCAAUUGAAACCAGGUUUCGCUUCACGUGUCUCCCUUUAUUUUUAGUUCUUGCAUUAGAAUUUUAAAGUCUAAAACAGCUCUACAAGACGAUUUGCUAAAGCGGCUCAACCACAAAAGGUGCCUUAUAGUGUACUUUAGCCCUUCGUAAUUUUAUGAAUAGUAGUCACACAGUGAAUAUACAGGAUUUAGGUAGACUGAUCUUAGGGAAAAUUUUACAAAUUCUUUGAUUAUUGUAAUCAUUAAACUUUCUCUCUACAACCACACUAAAAUGAAAAUUAUAUAUGAAACAAAACCAAUGUGGAAGUAUUGAAAACAUACAGCAAAAUAGCAUUUUACAAUCAAUCAAGACGACCCAUUCUGACCACCUGGAGAAUUUUUUAUUAAUUAAAAUAAAUCUUAUGGUACAGUGAUUGUAUUCCAUUUGUGUUCAAAAACAAAGCGAAUAACAGCAGAUUUGUCAAACAAUAUUUUAAUGAUUAUAAUUUUUACACACUCAUUUGUUGUGUUUACAUUACUGGAAACCAGUACGACCUGUGCCAAUUUUAGCUCUGCAUAAAAAAGUAUCUUGAAUUUCUCUCGCCAUUAACUUGAACUGCUUUAAUUUCUCCAAUUGAUUCCUUUUCUUGUUUUUAGUUGAAUCUCUUAAUUUUUGCACAUGCUCAUCAGUAAUGAAUAUUCUCAGAAAAUAUAUCAGUUUAAAAUAUUUUGAUAGAAAUAUUUGAUUUAAUUCUAUCUGAAUCCUGUACAACAUCCUGAAUCAUCGUUCAUUAGAGUUGUCUGUAGCAGAGUUUUAUAUAUCAAAAAAUUAAAAGUAAAAUAGUUAUAAAAGUCGAGAAAAUCUAUGCCGUAUUUUUACUAUUAGGAUUUGGGUAAGUCUACUAUAAGUAAUCGGGUAAAAUUAAAGUACAAAUAGUUCAGUAAUUUCAAUACUAGUGAAAAAUCUAAUUCUAUAACUUAAAAUUUUUAAACGAUUUUAAUGAGGAACUAACUACUUAUCUAAAUAAGGUAAAACAUACGCAGUAUCGCGAAAAUCAAUUUAAUAAUAUGUAGUUUCCUGAAACAUGUGUGACCCUGUACAUAUAACAGUAUUUUUGUGUAGCCUUAACUAUUUCAUAAUUAAAAGGUAUCUUUUCUAUUGUUGACUCACUUUGUAUACGAAGUUUUAGUGAUGAUAUCUGAUUCAUUGCUAGUUGAAAAUGUUUUGUAAUUUGUCUAAGAAAUUUUAGCAAUCUUUAUUCCUUACCUUCUUUGCUUAUCUUCGAGAUUAUAUAUAUCCACAAAAGGAAAUUGAAUCGAUCAUUUCAAAAGUUAACACUUACUAACUCCAUCAUAUUUUAAAUUAGUUUUGAAUUAAUCUAAAUUAAAUUAUGUGUGGAGAGUGCAGGACAAGUAAAGAGAAACAUGUCGAAUCUUUGGAAUACAAGUCAUACUAGAGGGAAGACUUUUUAUCAACGAAAAAAAAAUACCCAGUUCAUCAUGCUUCAAUAUAUAGUGGAGGUAUUGAAGUUCAAUAGAAAAGGAAUAUAAAAUUCAUCAAAAUUUCAACAAAUUAAUUAAGAUGAAAUUGAAAAUGUACAAGAUAAAUUGACAUUACCUAAAAACACUAUACAAGAUAAGUUUUCAUGUUAUUUAUUUUUUUCAUUUUCUAGUAUUUAAAUUGAAAUAAAUGAUCAUGUUCUAUCAGUUGUGUGAUACGAUUCACUUUCCGUAAUGGAAAAUAUUAUUUAUUGCAUGAUAAUUUAACGAACCGUUCAUAUUUAUAAGUAGGAAAAUACCGAUUGUGACUGAAUUGAGGUCAUUAUGUAAGACUGUCUUUUUGAUGUAAUAUGUUUUGGCGAUACUUUCGUUUAUCUUUGUAUAUUGAGGAUAAAAAGAUAUAUUUAUGCAAAUCUGCAACAGAUUUCCAAGAGCGCUAAGAUACAUCCCAAUAUUUUGACUUAGGAUCACAUAUGAAUGUGAUAAAUUGAAAAAUAUUUCUGAUUGAAAAUUAUCAUAGUUUAGUUUUUAUUAUUCAGAUUAAAUAUGUGAACAAACUAUUCAUUUUUGCAAAAAAUAGACGGUUUGAUUCCUAUUUGAUUUUUAUCUUCUGAUUAACUAUUUAUAUAUAAAACAAAAAAUAAAACAAAUUAGCUGUAUAUAGUAUUAUUAGUAAUGGGAUAAUUUUUAUUAAAUGUAGAUUUAUACUUCAUAUUGUAACACACUGGGGUUUCCAUUAUUUAUUCCAUAAAUCAAGGAUUUUAACAGAAGUCUAGUUAUAUAACUUGUUAACACUAAAUUUUGACGUUUUAUAAAUUUCUUCUAUAAACUUCUUUUUUCUUCUUUUUAGCACUGCUUUUAUAGUUUAAGGUAUUCUUAUAAGUUCUUUAAACACUGCAUAAUAUUCGAUAAUUGUAAUCAUAAGUACAAAGAUCAAGUUAAAGGGGAAAUAGAAUAACCCAUAUAGCCCUCAUUAUUCGCUUGUUAGAAAAAGGUCUGAUGUCCUAGCUAGUUGGGGGAUGUUAUGCUGUCUGCAUUUUCUUGUGGGAACCUAUUUUGGUUGAAUCACCACAGCUUGUAAUUUCUCUCUACAAUCAAAUUAAUUGCAUCGGGUAGCAAAAAAUCAAGAUAUCUACAUGUCCUUUACAUUUUUAUAUUCAUUGUCAUUUAAUAUCAAACUAUGAACAUAAAAUUGACAAUAACCUUGUAAGAUUACCUCAAACGUGAAUUUAAAAAUAAUAUUUUAUCCAUAAAAUAUUCAACCACUUAAUGUGACGGACUAUUAUCCAAAUGCAAAAAAAGAUUUACCUUCAUAAAUAUCUGAACAAUAUUUAUUAAGUGCACGGGUAUGUUGUAUAUGUAUACAUCCUAUUUUAUGAAUUUUCUUAUUACUAUGACAAACUUCAUACAUUUAUAUCUAAUAUCAAGUAAUAUAUAUCUUUUUACUUUUACUUUUUAAAACAUUCAUUGCAUUAGAAAGAUUGAUAUCUCAUUUAUAAUUUUGUUUUAACAGAUUGCAUAAAUUGUCUUUUCAUCUCCUAUAGUCGUUAACACGGACUAAAAUUAAGUGUUGCUUCAGGUGCAAAGUAUUUUUUUAUUUCGUUUAACUAUAUUUGGUGUUCAUAAGUAAAACUACUAUCAUAACAAUGUAAAAAAUGUGAAUAUGGAAAGUAAGUACUAAUUCGAAAAAUAUGCUGCCUCGGUAAUAACAAAAAAUUUAAUAUUCCCAAUGUAAGAUCCGUCCUGAAACGAAAUUUUAUUAUUGAACUAAGCAAACAUUAAUCUAUGUAUUCCAAACCUUGGUGUUUUUGAUUGGAAAUUAAAUAUUUUGCUACAUUUAAAAGACAAUGAUCUGUUUCUAAACAAAACUGGGUUCACCAAUCAUUUCGAUAACUAUCUAAUUUUAAUAUUUAUUACCAAAUAUCCUAUAUUUGGUCUAAAUGUUAUCUCAUUUACAUAAAUUUUUAACGCUAUAUAUAAAAAUACAAUGUGAGUGGAUAAUAAGAAAACAGAGAGAUCAACAACUGAUAAAGCAUUGGCAAAGGAGACACUGACACUGAAAUUGUGAAAUGAAUUGAUAUAUUUCCUUGAUGAGGAAAUUAAUAAAAUUGAACAUAUCUGAAGAAAAACGAAAUUUCCAAAUUGAUUAGAAUUAGAAGAAUGAUAUGAUGAAGCAAGUCGAGAUUUUCAAAAACAGAAAUGUAAUGGAUUACAAAUUAAGGAAACAAAAUAAGAGAGAGGGUUAAAACUUCUAUGAAACUCUCUUUAAAGAAAUACUCCAAAAAUAUAGCUAAUUGUUUCCAACACUACAUUUGUACUAAUACCAAUCUACCCAGAUAAACUAUUAAUUGUUGGUACUCAACCAGAGCCAUCGAAAAUAAGUAUAACCUUUAGUUGUUACUCAGUUAUUGAAGUGGGUUAUAAACAUGCAAUUCAAGUACCCAAGAAAAAUUUUGCUCAGAACUUUUUAUUAUAAUCCCUGUUAUUUCAUUCUCUAUUCGAAUAUUGUUUUUCACAUCAAAUACUUCUUCAUUACUUUGCACCUGAGCAACUAUUCAAUAACAAUUUUCGAAAAAGAUCAUUUGGAGUUAGGUUGUUAAACAAAUCGACGAUAAUGAUUAUGUAUGUUGAAAUUUGUUUUAUUUUAUAAAAAUUCAAGUUGUCAGAUUGUGUGAUUUUUUUAAUUAGAAUUCUCAGAUAAAACGGCAAGAUUGAGUUUUUUUUUGAAAUGAUUACUGGAGAAAAUGCCUAUUUAAUGAAGAACACAUGCCUUUAUUUAUUUGUUUAUAUUGAAUAUAGUUUCUGUUAACCUGUAUUUGACUAUAUACCACACAAAUUACUGUAUUGUUGUGUUUUGGAUGUACUUCAAUACUAUAACACUACUGUCAUCUAAAAGUGAUUUUUUCGGCUAAUAAGAGACUUUUUUGAAUCUAUAUGUUUACUAGACUGUUAAUAAUAGAUUCAAUUUGUCACACGUUAUGAGUCAAAUCAGUGCUUGUUUUGCUGUUUUCCUGUUAUUUUUUGAUUCUUCACUUUCAAUUUAUUUUUAAUCUCAAGUAAUCAUACUCCAAAAUUUGUUUAAUUACAAAUUUGAAAGCUUUUUAGAAUUCCUGCUUUAUUUGUUGAAAUAUAUUCUAUUUGGACUGAAAAGUAUAUUUACUCAGCUCAAAGUAUAUUAACAACUUAGUUAAUGAUCUGACAACCCAAAUUUUUAAAAUAUUUUUUCUAUUAAAAGUGAUUCGCCGAUUUGUCUAUAAAAGAAUGUUGUAUUCUAAGUUUAAAAGCAAUAAAACUGCUCCUUAAAAUUUGUAUAAAAUAAAAUACAAAAAUAUUUUGUCUUUUCUCUUUUAAUACAUUUUUAAAAAAAUAAUACCUAGAUGUUUGGUGUUGAUUUGUUUUUUGUUACUUUGUGAUAUUUUUAAAUGAAUUUUUGUAGUAGAUCUCAUUUAUGACGAAAUACAGAGUGUUUCUGAAUGUA